Molecule: messenger RNA, 3617 nt
Organism: Ectocarpus sp. CCAP 1310/34
Lineage: Eukaryota; Phaeophyceae; Ectocarpales; Ectocarpaceae
Source: the annotation of a GenBank genome assembly
GCUGCCGGUUCAAUUGAAGUCCAGCCGGCCCUAAUGUCACCGUAGUACACUCGCGUGGCUGGAGACGCAAGGGCGGCUUCGAGGGCUGCCUGUCACGGUUCGCAGUGUGAUUGCUGAAUCAGGAGAGAACAGAGGAAACACCGUUGUUCCGGGCGCGUGUGAGCCAGAAGAUAUUCGCAACACGGAAGGAUCGCAAGGCUUGCCAGCGGUAUCGGUCAUCCUGCUCAGUCUACGCUAACAAGACUUCUGUGUCCGGGAUGGCCACAGCACCUGCCGAGUGGAAAAGCGAUACCCGUUACUCCCUUCGCGAGCUCGAGCGUUGGGCCGAUCAAGGGCACAGGAAGCCACUGGAUGACUUAUUCAGAGCGUGGAGGGGAAUCCAGCAGCUUCCCCCCGAUGAUCCCAACAGCUACUGGGCAAUCGCCGGGUACCACGGGAUACCUUUGGCUCCUUUCGACCCGGAUCAGCCCCACCUGCCGCCGCCGUUCGCCUGGUGGGGAGGGUUUUGUCAUCACGGGAACGUACUCUUCCCGAUGUGGCAUCGUGCGUACGUGCACCAUCUAGAAAAUGCCCUACGUACUCAGGUUCCGGAUGUGACCAUGGCCUACUGGGACAAAGGUUCAAAGGAUUCGCGCAACUAUGGCAUGCCGGCGAGCCUCACGGACGAGUUUAUCAAACUAGAUGGGGAGGUGGUUCGGAACCCGCUGCAGCGCUUCACGUUUCCCGUGGAUAUCGAAUCAUCGGCACAGUUCAAGAGCCCGACGAAACCGUCAGUUGCUGACUUCUCCAAACGCGCGGGCACGCACACGGUGCGGUACCCGAUGUCGACGUUCUAUGCGAGCAAGGUUGAGGAGGUUGCUGCGGCCGGUCAAGCCCACAACGCUGCCAUACGGAAGCGGUACCCUCGCUACGAAGAUCAGCUGAGAGCUCUCAACCUGAACAUCAGGCUUGCCCUCGUCGGAGACGCUCAGGAUGAUUUGUCCGUGGACUGCGACGGAACGACAGACGGGGAAACCUACGCGCGCUUGGGGCGCUGCCUUGAGGCCCCAAACUUCAACAUCCUCUCGAACAACACCAGCACGGGUAAGUGGUACACGUCCGUGGAACAACCUCAUGACGAGAUUCACCUCGCCAUUGGUGGUCAAGACCACCAGCCUAUCAAGACCGAGGUACCCAAGAUGUACGACAAGAACGGCGAUUUGUCGAAGAACACGAAGGCGGUCGUGGCACAGAUCAUGGGGAGCAACGGUGACAUGGGGGAGAACGAGACGGCGGCUUUCGACCCUGUGUUCUUCUUCCACCACUGCAACAUCGACCGAAUGAUCUGGAUCUGGCAAAAGAAGUGGGGUAAGACUGCCGAGGGCUCCAUCGAGAUCGAUCCCUCUGACAUGGAGGGGACCUACGGACAGUCCCCGUCGGGGCAGGGGGGCACGCGGGCGAUCCCUGGAACCACCAAGCUAACGAUGGAUACCCCUCUGCACCCGUUCAAGUUGCCGUCAGGGGAGUAUGUCACAUCACGUGACGUUGUCGACCUGCGGUCCCAGCUCGGGAGAGACUACAGCUUGGGAUCGUUUGACAAGGUGGAGUGGCCGCGCGAAGUGAUCGAAAAGCCGGGGCCUGAGGUCAUCUUGAGCGUGAUCAACAUCAACAAAGCCAGCUUCUUGGGCUCCUUCAGAGUGAUCGUGUCUCAUAAGGACCCUGUCAGUGGGACGGUAACUCCGGUUGCUAGCGUCAGCGUGCUAAGCCGAUGGAACCUCAAGAGGUGCAAGAACUGCCAGAUUCAUCUUUCGAGGGACGUUCACGUCGACAUCACCAGCGUCAAACGCCGGUUUCCCUUACAGGAGGACAUCACCAAGCACAGCUACACCGUGGACUUCGUAGAUCGCAGUUCAUCGGAUGAGCGGCGAGUGGUUGCAAGCGGGCGGUACGUAGAUGGAGAGUGGAAGCUUCUCGUCGGUCGAGAAAAGAUAGAGUCGGUUCGGAUCGAAAUAGACGAAAGGGACUAGAGAGCAUGCAGAGUUUCGCGCACUCAAUACAGACGGCGGGCAUGCGUCCAGCAACCCAUAGCAGCAAGGCCACGUGAAUUGAUCCAGAAGCGCGGCCGAAGUGUGGUGGUUGGACAGGCUAGAAUCUGCUGGUAUGAGCGAUGCCUUUGAGAACGGAUUUGAAGCGGGGACCAUUUACAGAUGAAAAAAAUGGAUUCGACUUUUGUGCGAGAGGAAUUUUGCGGCACGUUCCUCCUUUGUCACUAUUUUUAAGCUUUGUUCGGGGUGGAUUUUGUUACAAUGCGGUCAGCACACAAAAAGUCCUGUCCGUUUACUUGUAUUUGGGACCCGGGCUUCCUUUAGCGCAUACCAGCAUUCUUGUCACAAAUUUUUGGUUAGUACAUUUGCAUUUUUAUUUGAAGUGUAUUUAUACGUGCUGUGUUUUGGGAUUGACCUCUCUUCACAGAUCAGGUCAUUGAGCCGAACGAAUUUUGGAAAUACACUAAAGGAGGGGGGUGAGCUGGUGAGGGAAGCAAGAAGCUGCAUGCGAAGUCAUCGCCGCACGCUUAGUGGUAGCACCCUGGACGGUCUCAUUUCUCAGUUACUGAUGGGGGUGAUGAGUAGAGCGUAUAUUGAAUACGAAUCGACACUGUUUUUUUUUAUUUCCUGUAGUAUGGUGCAUUCCCUUACCUCACAAUGUUUCGUGAGGUUUACCAUUUGUUGUCGGUGCGUGACGUAAAAAGGUGUUCAAUAGUAAGCCGUGGGCUUUGCAUUUACUUUCUUGCGCACGGAUUAGCUUUUGAAUGGUAGUCAUGAAUAAGAUAUACACAUCACCACAAGGUGUUGACGUGUUGCUAUCGGUGGUGGGCUUGACCCUCUCUCUUGUGCGUGAGGAGGUGGCGCGCCUGCGGGUCACGGUAGAUUGUGCCCCGCGUUACGUCUGUGGUGUCCUUGUGAUCAAUCGGGACNGGGGGGGGGGGGGGGGGGGGGGGGGGGGGGGGGGGGGGGGGGGGGGGGGGGGGGGGGUUGCUGAUUUCAAUGGCGCUUGUGGAGCCCUUCUCGUUUGUCAAACAAGGUGCCAAAGAAAAGCUUGGGGGUAGAACAUGGUUUUGUGCUUGUGCGCUCGUGCUUCGGCUUCAGAGCGAGCGUGAAAACGUCGGGGGGUGUUGUUGGAAUUGGUGUUAUCACGAGGUGCUGAAGUGUAUCUCUGUUGUUUCUAUAUGUGGAGAGAGAUAGGGCAUGGUCCAGGCGAACCGACCUAUGUCCCGGCUGCAGAAGUGGAAGAGACAGACGGGCAGGCAAAAGCGGGAGCACAAGGUUAUGGACCAACAUCCCCCAUGCGCGUGUGCUCCGUCAUCGGCGCCGUUCGAACGCGUAUUUUUCCUCCGAUGGUAGUCGAUUGCGAACUCUUCUAUACGAAGGCGUUCGAAAAGGUGCACUCAAAGGAAAAUUUGGUAGACAGCCGUUCAGCUUCGCUCGCAAGGUGCACAUGCGACCUCAAGGGCGUAAGUCAGCACCCGUGAUCCGUUUGCCUUUCUUGUGGGGUGUUUUUUUCUAGUUUUGUGAUUGAGGUGGUGGCGUGGCCGGUGCUACGACUGGCAUAGAUGAGGUGGCUUGUUUUCGUGCUCUGCG